Messenger RNA from Octopus sinensis (East Asian common octopus), 795 nucleotides. RefSeq names its product SCAN domain-containing protein 3-like. The coding region runs from base 1 to 795 and encodes 264 amino acids. The transcript has a single exon. The record is from RefSeq and is a predicted model, not a curated record. NCBI's taxonomy places the organism in Eukaryota, Metazoa, Mollusca, Cephalopoda, Octopoda, Octopodidae.
AUGUCAAAAGUACACAAGGAAAAAAGGAAGACUACACGCAAAUACCAGACUGAUUUUUUAUUACUAGGCUUCAUCCCAUCAAGUGCUGAUUCUAAGAGGCCUGAAUGUGUGGACUGUGGCUUAGUAAUGACAAAUGUUUCCAUGAAGAAAUCAAAAUUGUUCGCCCAUCAACAGUUGAAGCAUCCUGCUUCUGUUGGAAAGGAGCGCAGCUAUUUCAGGAAGAAAGUGGAGUUACGCCAAAAGAAUGCUCCAAAAACUUUAGAAUUCUGCUUAAAAAAAGCAAAUGAGCAUAAUAACAAGACACUAAAAGUCAGUUAUGCAGUGAGUGAACUGGUUGCUAAGGUGGGGAAGCCACAUACAAUUGCAGAACGUCUGGUGAAGCCAGCAAUGUUGAUCUGUGCUAAAGAACUGCUAGGAGAACAGGCUGCCAACAUUCUACAAAAAAUCCCAUUGUCUAAUGACACAGUGAAGAGAAGGCAAAUUGAAAUGGCAGAAAACCUCGAGAAACAGCUUGUGGAAAAAUUAAAAGUUUCUAAGUUCUCACUACAAAUUGAUGAGACAACAAUCAACAAUUCUGCCUUAUUACUUACUUAUGUCCGAUAUAUUGAUGCAAUGGGAAUUCAUGAAGAAAUGUUAUUUAUAAAAAAGUUGAUUGACACACGAAGCGACACUAUAUAUGCGGCUGUUUACGACUAUCUGUACGAUAAUGGGAUCCCUCUGUCAAAUCUGUUGCAGAUUGCAACAGACGGUGCCAGCGCUAUGACCGGCAAACAGAAUGGCUUUGUAGCUAAUUAA